Molecule: messenger RNA, 1610 nt
Organism: Ctenocephalides felis (cat flea)
Lineage: Eukaryota; Metazoa; Arthropoda; Insecta; Siphonaptera; Pulicidae
Gene: Rcd5
Product: microspherule protein 1
Exons: 6
Coding region: 171-1574 (467 amino acids)
Biological process (GO): positive regulation of transcription by RNA polymerase II
Cellular component (GO): NSL complex; MLL1 complex; Ino80 complex
Molecular function (GO): protein binding; G-quadruplex RNA binding
Source: RefSeq, a predicted model, not a curated record
AAUGGAAAUGUCAAUUGUCAAGUGAAGCUAGUAGGCUGAUAUGAAUUGGAGACGCAAUCACGCUUUUUUGAGUUUGUUUACGUUUUUACAAGUAUUUCUUUACAAAAAGUAGUUGUAAGUUUGACACAACUGUGAUACGCCUUUUGUAAGUUAGAUUAAAUAUUAAAGAAAUGGAAUUUUCUUCAUCUUGUUUACCAAAUGCUUCUUCUGAUGGGAUUGAUGUAGGGAACAUUAGUUCGGAUAAUGCCAGAGACACUAAAAGAAGAAGCUCACAAAGAUCAAUAAAACGCAGAAGAUUUGAUGAUGAGCUAGUUGAAUACAGUUUAGGCUUGCCCACUGGUGCUGGUUCAGUAUCUAAAGUGUCUAGAUCUCGAACUUACUCUCUAACAAAUCAAGAUAUACCAGCGUCUAACAUUGUUCUUCCUCCUUCAGUAGCAAAUCCCCCUCCCGCUCCUAUAGAGAUAAUUAAGAAAAGGCCGCCCCCAAGACCUUAUGUAGGAGGAAGUCAUAGUUCUCAUAAAGGUCGAAAUAAAAAGAGGAAUGGACCCUUGCCACCCAUAACAACUAAAGAUUUAGGUAGAUGGAAACCUACAGAUGAUUUAGCUCUAAUAACUGCUGUCCAAAGAGUGAAUGAUAUCAGACAGGUUCAUAGGGGAAUUAAAUUUUCCUGUAGAUUCACUGUUCAAGAAAUACAACAAAGAUGGUAUGCUUUAAUGUACGAUCAAGUUGUGAGUAGAGUGGCUAUAACAGCCAUGCGAAAUUUACAUCCAGAGUUAAUUGCAAAUGUUCAAGCCAAAACAUUAUAUAGUACUGCAGAGGAAGAGUUACUAGGAACUAUUAAAAGUACGGAUUCACCUACAUUAGAGACAUUCACAAAACUUCUCCAAGAGAAUCAAUCUGUAUUUUUUUAUGCUAGGACUCCCAAAACAUUAAUGAAUUAUUGGCAAAUGUUAAAGUUAUAUAAUUUGUUACCUGACCAAGUUUCUAUACCGCCUUCGACUGGGGAUCAAUUACAUGCAUUUGCUGAAUUAGAACAACUUGUCAAAUCAAUAGAGCCUAGUGAAAUGAAGGAAGAUUGGCUAGAAAAUGAAAUUAGAUAUACAGACCGUAAGAACAAAUGUGAGAUUCGUCAAUUAGAGGAUGAAUUAGUUCGAUGGCAGGUACUUGUUGAUUCUGUGACAGGUAUGCAUCCACCUGAAUUUGACAAUCAUACCUUAGCUAUUCUUAGAGGUCGCCUAGUGAGAUAUCUUAUGCGAUCCAGAGAGAUCACUAUAGGUAGAAAUUCGAAAAAUCAGGAUGUGGAUGUAGAUUUGGCAUUAGAGGGACCUGUCUAUAAAAUUUCAAGGCGUCAAGGAACUAUUAAACUACGAAACAAUGGCGAUUUUUUUAUAUCAUCUGAUGGUAAGCGUCCAAUCUUUGUGGAUGGACGGCCAUUAAUGCAGGGCAAUAAGUACAAACUUAGUCAUAAUUCGACAAUUGAGAUUGCUAGUUUAAAGUUUACUUUCCUUAUAAACAAAAGCUUAGUAAUGGCUGUGAGAAAUGAAUCUACAAAACUCAACCUCUUGGGCUUUUGAUGUAAUUUCAUUAGAGUCUAAUUAAAUUGUAUGUAC